Molecule: messenger RNA, 605 nt
Organism: Hyla sarda
Lineage: Eukaryota; Metazoa; Chordata; Amphibia; Anura; Hylidae
Product: phospholipase A2 inhibitor and Ly6/PLAUR domain-containing protein-like
Exons: 5
Coding region: 1-585 (194 amino acids)
Source: RefSeq, a predicted model, not a curated record
AUGAGUUCCUUCUCUACCACCGGCCUCCUUUUCUUCUGUGCCUUGUUGGGCUCAGCCUUUUCCUAUAAAUGCAUCUCUUGUAUAUCGAAAAACUCCACCGAGUGUGAAGAGUCUGUGAUCGACUGCGUUGGAUCUCGGUGUAUGACCGGCUCAGAAUACUAUCACAAUGGUGACCAGACAUACAACAUAAUCUUUAAAGGAUGCGCCAAUGAAUCUCUGUGCGACGCUGUCGGCUCAGUUACUCAGGAUCCAGAUGUUAAAAUCAGAACUUACGCAAAAUGCUGCUCCGGGGACAACUGCAACAACGACAAAUUCCAGCUCCCUGAAGAAGAUUCAACACCAAAUGGUGUAAAAUGUCCCAGCUCCUACUGCAAAGGCACCACAGAGGAAUGUAAGAGCGACAAGGAGAUCGAGUGCACUGGAUCCGAGAAACAAUGUUAUGACUAUAGAGGAAGAAUCAUGAAUCCAGAUGGCAGCGUGGACGACUACUCCUCGAAGGGAUGCAUUAACAAACCGGGAUGUAUGCAUAAUUUCAAUUGUCUGAUAAAAGUGGAGGAGAUAAAGAGGACACUGCUGAAAUGCUAAACGGAUCCGCUUGAAGCCAU